GAGCAACAGCCGCGGCCCCGCGGAGCGCCUGUAGCCGCCGCCGGGCCGCAGGCUGGCGACCCGGAGCGCGCUGGCGGCGGCGGCCGAGGAGAAAGAGGAGGAGGAGGAGGCGGCAGGCGGGAGCCAGCAGCCCGCCGCGCCGCCGCCCCACAAGAGGAUGAAGAAGCGGAAGGAGCUGAACGCCCUCAUCGGCCUGGCCGCCGACGGCCGCAGGAAGAAGCCCGCCAAGAAGGGCUCGGGCCACCGGCUGCUGCGCACCGAGCCGCCCGCCUCCGACUCCGAGUCCAGCUCCGACGAGGACGAGUUCGCGGGGGCGCGGGGCCGCUGCGGAAAGGGAGACUACCUGCGGUGCUGCAGGUUCUGUUACCCUUUGUGUGCGUUCGUCAUUCUUGCUGCUUGUGUGGUCGCGUGUGUUGGCUUAGUCUGGAUGCAGGUAGCUCUCAAGGAGGAUUUGGAUGCAAUAAAGGAGAAGUUUCGAACUAUGGAAUCUAAUCAAAAGACAUCAUUCCAAGAAAUUCCUAAAUUGAAUGAAGAUUUGGUGCAGAACCAAAAGCAGCUAGAACAAAUUGAAACUGGAGAACUGGGGCUGAGUAAAAUUUGGAUAAAUAUCACAGAGAUCAAUAAACAGAUAUCACUAUUGACUUCAACAGUUAAUCAUCUCAAAAACAAUAUAAAAUCUGCUGCUGACCUGAUUUCUCUUCCUCUCACAGUAGAGAAACUUCAGAAGACUGUAGCCAACAUAGGUAGCACCCUUACCAGUGUGGCUCAUGAUGUUGAAAAUAUACAGACAGCUAUUGAGGAAUACAAGAAAUCCAUAGAAACACUCCAGAAUGAUGUGAGGGAAUUAAAACAGCUGCCUUCACUUCCCUCCACUGUUGUGCCAAGGACUGAGGGAAAUCAGACAGAAUACUGCCAAAAGGAAAGCCAGGCACUGCAUGCAGCUUUGGAGCAGCUAAAUAAUACUGUAGUGGUGUACCAAAAGUUCAAUGACAUCAAGCUUCUAAAUGUGGAUUCAGCCAUUGGCAACCUCAGCUGGAAAGUUACACUGUUGGAAAACUCUCCCCUGGUUGUGAAAAAUCUGGACAAAAGAGAGAACUCAUCUACCAUUGUGGGAAAUAAUGCAACUACCUCUCUAAAAGUGGAAAAUGAAGAUCAACUCGACACUAAAAGUCAGUCAAAUAAAGAACUGAAGGAAGCAGGAACUAGAGAUUCUCAGGUAUCAAAACUAAAAGAGACUCUUCAGCUGAUCAGUGCUCUCGCAGGCAAGUCAGAAAAUGACAGACCCAUUGAGGCAUCAAGGAAUGUUGAAAGUAGUCAGAGUACUACAGCAAAGCCCACAGACCUUUCAAGGGUGGCUUCAAGGUCAGCUGGUGACAGCACACAGAGAAACGGGCAGCUGAGCCAUCUGUCCUUACCAGGAAUUUCCAGCAUUGAAGAUCUUCAGAAACUGUUUGAAAAAGCACCUGAGGAUGCUGAUGGAAAGCUCUCUUAUAGAGAUCUUCAAAAGCUGCUUGGCUCCACAGCCCAGGAAUCAGAGAGCUUUAAGGAGUUUGACACAGAUGGAGAUGAGAAAUAUACACUAAAAGAACUGAGAUUAGCAUUAGGUGUAUAGGGUAUAUGUUUAGAAAUGUGAUAUUGGUGGAUGUUACUGUAGCUAAAGGAAGCUACAGGAUAUGAAAAACCACGGCUGCACUUUCCCAGUGUUUUACUGAUCGUUGGAGCUAAAUUACUGUACACAUUGUCACCUCUCUUUUUCAGUUGCAUUUAUUGAAAAGAAAUUUACAAAUUUAUAUGUCGAUAGGACAUAAUAUUGGGACUUUGUUAAAAUCCAGAAAAUUCCCAAACUUGGAAACAUUUUCCUCUCGUUAUUUCCUUUUCAAGGGAGUUACUGAUUAUAAUUUAAAAUGUGUACAUACUAAAAUAAAACUAUGGUUUUAUA
Cinclus cinclus is the source of this 1939-nucleotide messenger RNA. It is a transcript of the gene EFCAB14, whose product is annotated as EF-hand calcium binding domain 14. Gene Ontology annotation, molecular function: calcium ion binding. NCBI's taxonomy places the organism in Eukaryota, Metazoa, Chordata, Aves, Passeriformes, Cinclidae. Bases 158 to 1612 code for a protein of 484 amino acids. The record is from RefSeq and is a predicted model, not a curated record. The transcript is spliced from 11 exons.